Molecule: messenger RNA, 1299 nt
Organism: Salvia splendens (bonfire salvia)
Lineage: Eukaryota; Viridiplantae; Streptophyta; Magnoliopsida; Lamiales; Lamiaceae
Exons: 1
Coding region: 1-1299 (432 amino acids)
Source: RefSeq, a predicted model, not a curated record
AUGCAAGAAGAAAUUGAUUCUCUUCAUGCUUAUGGCACAUGGGAUCUCGUGCCUCAUCCUCUUAACAUGAACAUUGUUGGUUCUAAAUGGGUUUUCAGAACUAAAUAUUGUGCAGAUGGGUCUAUUGAGCGUUACAAAGCUCGGUUGGUUGCUCAAGGAUUUACUCAAAUUCUUGGUUCAGAUUUUCACCAUACUUUCAGUCUGGUUGUGAAAGCUGCUACAGUUCGUGUUGUUUUGACUCUUGCUGUUCAGCGUGGGUGGCACUUACAACAACUUGAUGUGAAGAACGCCUUUCUCAAUGGUGUUCUUGACAAACCAGUCUACAUAACUCAACCCCCUGGGUUCGUUGAUCCUCGGUUUCCAGACCAUGUUCGUCGGCUUAAAAAGGCCAUAUAUGGUCUUCGUCAAGCCCCUCUGGCUUGGUUUAGAUUCAGCAUUUUUCUUCUUAGUAUGGGCUUCUCCCAGAGUCGAGCAGACUCGUCAUUAUUCCACUUUCAUCGGGGGCCGUCUACCAUCUUUCUCCUUCUUUAUGUGGAUGAUAUCAUCGUCACUGGUAAUGAUCAGUCUUUGCUACAGAGGUUCAUAUCUCAAAUUCAUAAGGAGUUUGCCAUUAAAGAUCUUGGUCGUCUCAACUACUUUCUUGGUCUUGAAGUUUCCUACACUCACGAUGGACUUUUUAUCGGUCAGGCUAAAUAUGCUCAUGAUAUUAUCAAACGUGUUGAGCUAUUAGACUCCAAGCCUGUAGCGACACCUCUAUCUGCAGGGGAGGUUCUUGUUCGUGAAGGUUCCCCAUUUCGGGAUCCUUCUCUUUAUAGGUCUCUCGUUGGGGUACUUCAGUACUUAACUAUCACUCGACCAGAUCUCUCAUAUGCUAUCAAUCUUGUCAGCCAGUUUCUACAGUCUCCUACAGAUGAUCAUUUUCAAGCUUUGAAACGUAUCAUCUGGUAUGUCAAAGGAACAAUCCAUUUCGGCCUGUCCUUCACUCGUCGUACUGACUCUUCCGUUAUUGGAUACUCGGAUGCCGACUGGGCUCGUUGCAUUGAUACUCGGCGCUCUACAUAUGGAUAUUCGAUUUUUCUUGGGAGAAAUAUCGUCUCUUGGAGUGCCAAGAAACAACCAACCGUUGCUCGUUCUAGUUGUGAAUCUGAAUAUCGUGCUAUGGCCAAUACUGCUGUUGAAAUUAUUUGGCUCUCAAAUCUUCUUCAUGAGCUUCAGUCCUCUCCAUCCUCUCGGCCUCAGCUCCUCUGUGACAAUAAGAGUGCUAUCUUUCUUAGCCAAAAUCCUGUGACUCAUAAAUGA